Mangifera indica (mango) is the source of this 773-nucleotide messenger RNA. RefSeq names its product succinate dehydrogenase subunit 6, mitochondrial. Lineage: Eukaryota; Viridiplantae; Streptophyta; Magnoliopsida; Sapindales; Anacardiaceae. Bases 111 to 533 code for a protein of 140 amino acids. The transcript is spliced from 3 exons. The record is from RefSeq and is a predicted model, not a curated record.
AUUAGUGCGUCGGCGUGCCCGGUGCGGCGGCGUUUUUAUUGAGACGAGACUGAGAGAGAGGGAGAAGCUCUAAAGCGAAUAUCGUAGAAGCAGAAAAAGGUUUUUGAAAAAUGGGAGAAUCAGGAGAGCAAUCAUUUUUCAAAGAGUUCGUGGGACAAAGGUUUUCGUUUCUUCAGAACUAUUCUAGAUUCAUCAAGCCUGAUAAGCCUCUUCCUUCUUGGUCAUCUUCUGACGUCAACGAAUUCAUCGCCUCCGAUCCCGUUCAUGGCCCCACUUUGAAGACUACUAGGGAAGCGGUGAACUUUGCUAUCACUGGAAGUAUUCUUGGAGCAGCAUCGACUGCUGGUAUUUCAUGGAAAUAUUCAAAGAGUGUACAUGGUACUGGAUUGGCCUUAGCAGCUGGAGCUGUUUUUGGUUGGACAUUUGGGCAUGAAGUUGCCAAUCACUGGUUUCAACUUUACAGGUUGGACACUGCGGCUGCACAGGGCAAGUUUAUGGAAUGGUUGGAAAGAAAGGCUCAGGGAAGGGCAUAAAUAUCAUCUGCAUAUGAAAGUAGUGCAGAAACUUUGUUUCCCUUUCUAGAAUAAGAGAUAAGUGCCUCCAUGUUCAAAAUGUAAUGGUUGAUUUACUUAUGCAGGCUCUGGUUGAUGUUGGAAUUUUGCAUAUUUGGGUUUGAAGGAGUGUUAAUCAUUUUAAUGUUUUCAUGAAGCAAAUUGAUAGAAGUGUUUAAAUUUUCAUGGUUCAUGCCCAUAAAUAAGUUGAAUUGUGUUAAA